Messenger RNA from Corticium candelabrum, 941 nucleotides. RefSeq names its product sodium/potassium-transporting ATPase subunit beta-1-interacting protein 3-like. The record is from RefSeq and is a predicted model, not a curated record. The transcript has 7 exons. Bases 78 to 734 code for a protein of 218 amino acids. NCBI's taxonomy places the organism in Eukaryota, Metazoa, Porifera, Homoscleromorpha, Homosclerophorida, Plakinidae. Gene Ontology annotation, biological process: regulation of sodium ion transport.
GCGCAUGCCUACGUCGUCAUCAUCAUUUGUCUUUGAGUGGACGCUCUAAUUUGACUCUCAGAGGCCUGGUGUUUAUCAUGGCGUGUUGUACAUCACGCUGUGUGCUUGUCGUCAUUUUCGUCUUUCAAUUAGUUGCCACCGUCGAGCGGCUCGUCUUCGACUUUCUCGGUCAGAUGUGGACGCCUGUCAUCAUCAAUUUCGUCAACAUGGCGUUUGUCAUAAUCGCCAUGGUCGCCGUUUCGCGCUUUAGAGCGAAACUCAUCGUGCUGUAUUUGUUUUGGUGUGUCGUCUGGAUCGCUCUCAACACUGUCGUUAUUCUUAUCUAUUUGGAAGUGGACUUCUUUAUUACGAACGAUCAAAACAAGGCGGACAAUGACUACUUGAAUAUUAAUACGGGCCACACGACGUGGUUCACAGAACACGGAUUUGGCUGUAAAGUGAAUGAAACAACAACCAUCAGUGUUAUCGGGAAUGCCACCACUGUUUCUACUGUGGACAAAGACGUGACUGGUUGUUUCUUGGACUACAAGUUUGUGGAGAUUAUUCAAGCUGGUGUUCAAAUACUUUUUGCUAUUUUCGGAUUUGGGCUCGGAGUAUAUGUGGCUAUAACCAUCAGCGACGACGAUGACCAUUUUGACUACCUCGGACCGGAGGGAAUCGAUUCGUUCAGUAAUGUCAGUUACGAAGCGGGACAUAAAUCAGGUCACAUGCAGCUACAAGCAAUACCGUCAUAGUUGACUAUUCGAAAUCAGGAUUAGAAGCUUGAGUAUCGGUGGCCGAUUCCAAUUUGUAGAAACAAACAGUGGCAUUGGGCAGCAGUGCUGUAGUCUCUAAUGUUAGUCGUUUGUAGAUGUACAUAGGCUAUAUUGGUUGCUAUGGAUUGCGUAGCUAUGUUUCAUAUUCACAGAUAUUUUAGCCACGAGACUUAUGGUACACCACAA